AUGCUGAGCAGGUUGAUGAGCGGCAGCAGCAGGAGCCUGGAGCGCGAGUACAGCUGCACGGUGCGGCUGCUGGACGACAGCGAGUACACCUGCACCAUCCAGAGAGAUGCCAAAGGCCAGUACCUGUUUGACCUUCUUUGCCACCACCUGAACCUACUUGAGAAAGACUAUUUUGGAAUCCGCUUUGUGGACCCAGAUAAGCAGCGGCAUUGGUUGGAGUUUACAAAGUCUGUGGUGAAGCAACUGAGAUCCCAGCCUCCCUUCACCAUGUGUUUCCGUGUGAAGUUCUACCCCGCAGAUCCUGCUGCCCUGAAAGAGGAAAUAACCAGGUAUUUAGUCUUCCUGCAGAUCAAAAGGGAUCUCUACCACGGCCGCCUCCUCUGUAAAACAUCAGAUGCUGCCUUGUUAGCAGCUUAUAUCCUUCAAGCGGAGAUUGGGGAUUAUGACCCAGGGAAGCACCCUGAAGGCUACAGCUCCAAGUUCCAGUUUUUCCCUAAACAUUCAGAGAAGCUGGAAAGGAAAAUUGCUGAGAUUCACAAGACAGAACUCAGUGGUCAAACACCAGCAACAUCAGAGCUGAACUUUUUAAGAAAAGCACAGACAUUGGAGACAUACGGGGUGGACCCUCAUCCAUGUAAGGAUGUGUCAGGAAAUGCUGCAUUUCUGGCCUUCACUCCUUUUGGAUUUGUUGUUCUGCAAGGAAAUAAGAGGGUCCACUUCAUUAAAUGGAAUGAGGUGACCAAGCUGAAAUUUGAAGGAAAGACUUUCUAUUUAUACGUAAGUCAGAAAGAGGAAAAGAAAAUUAUUCUCACAUAUUUUGCUCCAACUCCAGAAGCCUGCAAGCACCUCUGGAAAUGUGGAAUCGAGAACCAAGCCUUCUACAAGCUGGAGAAGUCAAGCCAAGUCCGCACAGUGUCCAGCAGCAAUUUAUUCUUUAAAGGGAGCCGGUUCCGAUACAGUGGCCGAGUUGCAAAGGAAGUAAUGGAAUCGAGUGCCAAGAUCAAACGAGAGCCACCAGAAAUACACAGAGCAGGCAUGGUUCCCAGCCGCAGCUGUCCCUCCAUAACCCAUGGCCCAAGGCUGAGCAGUGUCCCCAGGACUCGGAGAAGAGCUGUUCACAUCUCCAUCAUGGAAGGCCUCGAGUCACUACGGGACAGUGCGCAUUCCACCCCGGUGCGUUCCUCCUCCCACGGGGACACCUUCCUGCCUCACGUGAGAAGCAGCCGGGCAGACAGCAAUGAGCGAGUCGCCGUGAUUGCAGACGAGGCCUACAGCCCUGCAGACAGCGUGCUGCCCACCCCCGUGGCUGAGCACAGCCUGGAGCUGAUGCUGCUUUCCCGGCAGAUCAAUGGGGCCACCUGCAGCAUCGAGGAGGAGAAGGAGUCUGAAGCCAGCACCCCAACUGCUGCAGAGGUGGAGGCCCUUGGGGGAGAGCUGAGGGCCCUGUGUCAGGGGCACAGCAGGCCAGAGGAGGAACAGAGUGGGCAUCUGAAGGGACCACCGCUACAGCAAGCUGCAGCAGCAGGGGUGGGAUCCAGGACCAUUUCUGGAACAGUGGAGGCUCUGGGAUUGCUUGUAUAAAGGGUGCUCGAACAACCAACCAGCAAAGAGAUGUCCGAUGCCAAGAUGAGCAAGAUCAAGUACUGGAAUGCUAAAAUGCGGCCAGAAUCUACGAAUGGAAGAGGGCCUGUCUGAUCAUUUCCAUACCAGCAACAGUUUGGGCAGAAUUACAAACAUCUAUUUACCAAGUGACAAGACAAACUGAGGGAGAUCCUAAUAAAGAUUAGGGAUCGCUUAGAACCAACUAGCCACUGCCACUUGUCAUCUACACAGGAAAGGCUUUAUUUAGCACAGGAGUGAAGUGAAAAGUAGACUCAGAUGAAAAGGCUGUCAGGAGAUAGGGGGCUGGUAUUAACCUGGAUAUCUACUGUCUUAUGCAACAUAGCAGCUUACCUUUAGCGUAGUGUUCCUACCUCAGUCUGUAGAAAACGGUGUUUCUAUGCAGUGAGUGGUAGCCUUGACUGACCUUUCAUAUUUACAUUAAAGAAAGAUGUAGUACUCCAUUUCCUGGUACAUUACUUGUGUCUAGAGUUCUAACAGUACAACAGUCCAUACCACUUCCAACAGCUGGAUUUUGCUCUCUGAACAGAAGCUUUCAGGUUAUUUUUUUCCAGAGCUUAUCCCAGAAAAUACAGAUAGAAAAGUUUCCUUCAAUUUGCUUUUCAAAUAGUGCUUGAAUAACAAACCUCCUUUGUUGAUGACUAGUCUUUUUUGGUAUCUCCUCCAUCAUUAAAUAUUGUUCAAGUUUUUAACCUGGUUUUACUGUGUUCUACUAUUUCUCCCAUUUUCUCUCAAAAUUAGUUUGAUCUCAUUGUAGAAAAAGCAAUGGUUUCCAUAGCUUCAUCUAUCAGAGGAAAUAAAACUCUCACUAAAGAAUAGUAUACUGCAUCUUUAAGCAGUAGAGGGUAAACUACCUGCAAAUGUGAAUUUCUUAGUUUCAUUAAAAAAUAGUUGUUAACUUUUUGUGUGCCAAAAAUUCUAAGUUACAUUUUCCUUCAAAGCAAUGUACUUUUUUCUACAUAUGCAGGAUGUAGUUAGCAUAAAAUCAUUGGUGCCAU
This is a messenger RNA of Equus quagga, 2618 nucleotides long. RefSeq names its product FERM domain containing 5 (gene FRMD5). Lineage: Eukaryota; Metazoa; Chordata; Mammalia; Perissodactyla; Equidae. The coding region runs from base 1 to 1581 and encodes 526 amino acids. The record is from RefSeq and is a predicted model, not a curated record. Gene Ontology annotation, cellular component: cytoskeleton. Gene Ontology annotation, molecular function: cytoskeletal protein binding. The transcript is spliced from 16 exons.